GAGGGUGGCAGGGCCAAGAUGGCGGCGCCCUGUGGGUUAGAAGAGGCUUGAGCGGUAAACAGCCGAGGGGCGGAGGAGGAGGAAGAGGAAGGGUUCUGUGAUCAUGAAAAAAGCCAGAUUGCAUAGUGGUGGAAAGAAAGAAUCUACUUGGCAGCAUAGCAGUUUGACAGGAGCACCCAUGUAGAACUGGAAGCAAUUGUGCCUUGCACGAUCCCGCUGUCAUGCACGUUAGCACCUAGUGUGAAACAGGAUGUCUCAACAAGCAAAUAUUGGGGAUCUUCUCCCCAUGCUGGAUUCUCCAGUCCUGGCUGCCCUGGAAGAUAUAAUGGCUGCGUUUAGAGACAACCUCGCUUCAGAUCGUGGGCCGAUGCUUGUGAAUUCUUUAGUAGAUUACUAUUUGGAAACCAGCUCCCAGCAAGCUUUGCACAUCCUGACCACUCUUCAAGAACCACAUGACAAGCACCUUCUUGAUAAAAUCAAUGAAUACAUGAGCAAACCCGCUACCCGCCUCGCCACUCUUUCGCUGCUUGGUCAUGUGAUUAGACGCCAGCCGUCUUGGAAACAUAAGCUUUCUCAGGCCCCUGUUCUCCUUUCCCUCCUCAAGUGUCUCAAGACUGACACCGACGUUGUGGUCCUCACUACAGGGGUGCUAGUGUUAAUAACAUUGCUACCCAUGAUCCCUCAGUCUGGGAAGCAGUACCUUCAUGACUUUUUUGGCAUCUUCGGCCGCCUUUCAUCUUGGUACUUGAAGAACCCAGGCCAUGUGGCAGAGAUCUACCUGGUCCAUCUCCAUGCUAGCGUAUAUGCCCUCUUUCACCGCCUUUACGGAAUGUACCCUUGCAAUUUCGUCUCCUUUCUGCGCUCUCACUACAGUAUGAAGGAAAACCUGGAGACCUUUGAAGAGGUGGUCAAGCCAAUGAUGGGUCACGUCCGCAUCCAUCCGGAGCUGGUGACCGGGUCCAAGGAUCACGAGCUGGACCCUCGGAGGUGGAAGAGGCUAGAAACGCACGACGUCGUGAUUGAGUGUGCCAAAAUCUCCCUGGAUCCAGCAGAAGCAUCCUAUGAAGACGGCUACUGCUCGACCUCCCUGCAAGCCUGCGCCCACCUGUUGCAUCGCCCCGCCGACCCCGAUGCCAUCCCUUACGUUAUUCCCCACAAUAGCUUGGGAGCCUCUACUUCGACUCCUUAUUCUGCUUCUCGGCUAGCGCUCUCCCAGAUACCAGGACAGCUACCUCAGAUUUUGAACUUUCAGUCCUCAAGUUUGUCAGCGGAGCCUCAGCAGGCACCUUUCUGGAGUCCCUCUGCUGUUUGUGGCAUGACCACCCCCCCAACUUCCCCUGGCAUCGUUCUGGAGUCUUCGCAGACUUCUUCCCAGCCUUAUACUAAGUUCUUCAGCAUACCCGAUGACUUCGUUUCAAGUUCAGCCCCUUCAGCUACUGCUGCGCCUUUGAAGAAGGAGGAGAAAGCAGAUUCCGGGAGGCCUUCCCUGUCCCGACAGCAGAAUAUCAUAAACAGAACUUUGGACUCCCAAGGCAGUAAAAAUUCUGUAACUUUAAGCGAUCUUCCCAACAUCCUGGGUGACCUGGAGGCGUCUUGUGAAGACAGUGGAGAGAAAGACAGAGAGGAAGAUGCCAUCUCCAAUGAAAUCUCUGAGAUCACAGCGGCCGAUGCUGAGCCUGUAGUGCCUCGGGGAGGGUUCGAUUCUCCAUUCUACCAGUCCAGCGAGAGUCUCUCCGGCUCUCGGAAGUCCCAUUCGGUGGCUUCAACCGGCCCAGGGCAGCUCCCAAACGCUGAGCCCUUGACAUCUUUUCUGGACCAAUCCGGGCUCGAAGGCACACGGGAUACUUCAAAGCAAGCCUUCACACCCAUCGACUGGCCCUGCCGCGAUGCCGAGGAGAGUCCUGUGGGGCCCCAGGAAAAUUGGGCCUCCACCGAUCCAGGCAUUUUCACCCCCAGCCCUUGUAAAAUUCCUGCUCGCCAAAGGGCUGACAUUCGGAGUCAGCAGCUUCCAGGAUAUGAGCAUCUGUUUGAGGUGGCGUUGCCGAAGACCGCCUACCUUUUUGUCAGCCGGAAGACUGAAGAGCUGCUGAGAAGGGGCAAGGCAGGACCCGAGGAAGAUGGCUUUGUUUCCGCUUCCCCUUUGGAUGUGUUAGACAAGCUCCUUGAGCGUGGGGCAGAUGCUCACAGCCGAGAACUGAACAAGUUAUCCUUGCCAAGCCGAUCCGCUGAUUGGACUCACUUUGGAGGUUCUCCUCCUUCCGACGAGAUUCGCACCCUCCAGAAUCAGCUGCGCUUGCUGCAGAACCAGCUGCUGUACGAACGCUUCAAAAGGCAGCAACACGCUGUCCGGAACAGGCGCCUCCUGCGGAAAGUGAUCAGAGCUGCCGCCCUGGAGGAACACAACGCAGCCAUGAAAGACCAGCUGCGCCUCCAGGAGAAGGACGUCCAGUCCCUGAAGCUCAGCCUGCAGAAGGAGCAGGCCAAACACUGCAAGUUCCAGGAAGAAUAUGACAGCAUGGUGGCUCAGCUCCACAGUCAGAUCCGCCAGCUGCAGCACGAACGGGAGGAGUAUUACAACCAGAGCCAGGAGCUGAAGACCAAAUUGGAAGACUGCUCCAACGUGAUCCGAGACCUGCGGUCGGAGUUAAAAAAAGCCAGCAACAAGGUGUGCCACACGGAGUUGCUGCUGAGUCAAGUCUCUCAAAAGCUUUCUAACAGCGAGUCAGUCCAACAGCAGAUGGAGUUCUUGAACAGGCAGCUGCUGGUGCUAGGGGAGGUGAACGAGCUCUACUUGGAACAGCUUCAGAACAAGCACGCCGACACCACGAAGGAAGUGGAGAUCAUGCAGACGGCCUUCCGAAAAGAGCUGGAGAGAGCCAAAUCUUGCCUCCUGCAGCAGAGCCAGCAGGUGGAAGCCUCUCAGAACCGGAUUGCAGAACUGGAAUCUCAGCUCACAAAAAAGGAUCACCUCUUACUGGAGCAGAAGAAAUAUUUGGAGGACGUGAAAGUUCAAGCCAGGGGCCAGCUGCAAGCGGUGGAGAACCAGUACAGAGUGCAGAAACGGAUCACGCAGGCCUUUGAGUUGGACAUCUUGCACUUGUACAGUUGCCUGCAUGAUGACCAGUUGCAGAAAAAACAGGAGGAUGACAAAAUGGAAACGGCGGAAAUGGCUGACGAAAGGCUUUCGGGGGCGAAUGAAGGCGCUGCUCACUCCAUUGCCAAAUGCAGUGAAGAAAUGCUGGGCAGGAACGGGGAGGCCAACCCUUCCGGCGCGCAGGGUCCCAACAGCAGCAGCAGUAGCAGCAGCAGCAGCAAAGGCAACAGUGGUGGGUCCAGCCCGGAGAAGACCCUCAGCGACAGAGCCGGACAGUUCAACAGCUGCCGGGAAGCCUCUGCGCGACAAGAGCCUUCCAGCCGCAGCCGACUGACCGUGGGCUCCUUCCCGAGUUCAGAGAGCUUUCUGGGCAUGAAAGCUCGCGAACUGUUCCGCAACAAGAGCGAAAGCCAGUGCGACGAAGAUGGAGUGGCCAUCCACAGCCUCUGCAACACGUUGAAGACUGAAUUGUGCAAAGGGCCCCGCCUGGAGGCCAGGGGGCUGCCAGGGCCCCCGGAACCCCCUCCCCCUCCCCGGAAUCAGGAAAGCAGUGUUGAAUCGCUUCACAUAAUGGACUACAACGAAUCACAUCACGGUCACAGCUAAGCCGGGAGCACGGGGAAAAUCAGUGUUACUUUUCAUAAUCUCAGCAUAGGACAGGGAGAGGACAUGCGUUUAACUAAAAGCUUUCACGUUUUGUUCUAGACCCGCCGGCUCGUGCCACGGGAGCCGGACCGGUUUGUUUCGUUUGGGGUGGGUGGACUUGGCUGAGCAAAUGCAGAGCGGAUGUCAGGUCUGGAAGAGCUCGGUUGUCUCUUCCCCCUUUGCCCUCUUUCACACACACACACACACACACACCCUGCUUGUUCCUUGAGCUCUGGGGUUGUGAUGGCUGGGGGUUUUGAACCCCUCAUCUUCCCUUUUGUCUCUCUCUCAGAGCCUCAUCCAGUGAACUUCUGUGCAAUAGGAGGUUAGCAGAAUGAACCGGGGGUGUGCCUAGCUGAAAAACUCUGCCCCAUCUACCCUCAUUCAGGGUCAGUAGCCACCUUGGCCCCCUCCCCCCCCCCACGGGUGACUUGGGUGACGGUUCUCAUCCAAAGCAAGAUUUUAAAGGGCCCGAUUGCAAUUUUCUCCUCUGCUUUUGAGUCUCCCGGCUCCUUCCUCAACCCUGCUCAUCAGGACUCUGCUGGACUUUGCUCUGAUGAUGAUGUGGUUUGAAUCGUACCCAUUAGGAUUCUGAUCUGCAUUCUUCUCCUUCCUUUAAAAAAAGCAAAAAAAAAAAGGGGGGGUUAUCUCCCCCGCUCUUCACAUUUCUGCGCGUGGAUAGGUUGUUUUCGCAGCUGCUGCUCUGAGAAAUUUUGGAAGGUGUCCUGCAGAGUCCCCUAAUGUUCUCGAAACACUAUUUCUCUUUAUACCCGUUCUCUUUAGCUGCAUUUUUGCCCCCUAGUCUGAUAAGCUGAUACUGACCUGACUUGAGUUUGUGUCUCCUUUGUAAACGGAAAGGAAGACGCCGUCGUCUUGAGCGGGGAGGCUUUUAUAACAGAAGCAUGUAGAGAUUUCUGGUGAAAACCACGGAAAGGUUAAUUUUCUCCCCAUCGCCCAUCCCGCCCCCCUGCGUCUCCUCAAAACAGGAAGAAUCCCCUUCACCGGGUUUGGGUUCUGUCUGAAGAGAAAAAUGAGGUUUAUCCUUUUUUUUUUUUUUUUUUAUCCAACCUCUGGUUUCUUUGGUAACCAAGUAUAAGAUGCUUACGAUCCCUUGCUGAUAGCUGCCUGGUGUUCCAGUCUGGAAAACUGAAAUGCAUCAGCCUGAAGCAAUUGUGGCGUCUCUGAAGAGCAGAGCGUGUUUGAACCUCCAUCGGGAACGAGCGCGCGCACAUAGGUUGGGUCUGUGACAAUUCCCCCCCCUCUGUUCAGCAGAUCUUGAAAGGAGACACUUGCCAUCCCAAUGUAGUGUUUUUUUGAUACCAAAGUGGCCGUUUUGCGGUUGGAUGCUGAAAAGUCUUUCCCCUUUGCGUUGUGUGUCUUUCAAGUUGUGGAUCUUCUUAACUUUGGGUGGAAAGUGGGGCUGGGAGCUUGACUGCGGUCGAGGGGGGCUGUAUCGUUCUUAAAAUACAUCCUCUCUGCCCCUUCCGUUCCUGAAUGUUUUCUACCCCUGGGUUCUUAUCCCACCAGGGCAGCCUUUGGGGCCUUCCUAAUCAGAGAAAGCUGCUAAGAUACCCCGUGCCCAAAAUUGCCAUCUCUUUCUUCUCCUCCAGUGGUCCUUUGUACAUUUCUAAAACAAACCCUUUUUAAAAUAAUAAUAAUAGUAAUAAAUCUCUCCUUCAACCCUCGCUCAAGGUUUCUCUAAAGGCAUGGUGGGUUUGGACAGCUGUCGCUCAAGUUGAAAAGACACGGGAAGCGUGCAGUGGGAUUUAAUGAUGCUGUGUUCAGGUGAGGUCCCGGAACGGGUCGCAUGAUCUCAGAGUUAAAUGGAAGUUGCUGUUGUCUCUGGGUGAAAUUCCCAUUCCCUAAAGGAAGAGAACAAGCCCGCUAGAGGCCGGCCUCUUUCUUCCCCAUUCUACUCCUGAAAUUGGCUAAAAUUGGUCCUCCUCACUUAGUGGAACUGCGGUUCUCUGUUUGUAAAGCUAAUGCUGACAUUUGCAGUUCAACGAGAUCAGAGGUUUCCAAGAUUGUCUUAAUUCGAGCCUUUAUUGUACGGGGGCUUUCCAACUGGAAUAGCCCCCUGCCCACCUGAACAGUGGUGCAUCCACCUCUCCUUCUGGUGCGUAGACGGAUCGAUGGUGAAUUUUGCUCCCCGAUCCCUCUGUCGUCUUUCCACCUAAAGGGGAGCCAACCUCAUCUCCCAUUUUAGCUGCCCAGAUUUGGCGUAGUCCGGAAAUAUCUCGUCUUCAGAGGUAUUUCGGGAAUGAAGGAUGGGCCUGUUUGCCCUUAUCUGUGCAGACUGUCCUAUACUUACUGGAAGGAACUCUUUGGUUUUAGUGGUCAAAAUAUCCAACUUUAUCUAACCAUAGGGUUAGAACUGGUCCUUCGUUUGCUCUUAGAAAGGAUACGAGUGACCUUGGCAGUGAAUUAGUGGAAUUACCCGGCCCCAUUUUCCCGGCGGACCACAGAAAUGAUGGAGGAACAAAUCAUUGCCCCUUAUCAAGCAACUCUUUGAAUCAUGGAUGUAGCGUACAUAAUGAACUUCUUGUUUUCGUUUUGCCAUUUGUUGGGAGAAAGUCUUGUUAGUGAAGCUGGAAAUAAUCCUUUUCUUUUCUUUUUUUUCUUUUUAAAAGAAAAACUGACUGCUUUUAGUUAAAUCUAAAAAGAAAGAAACGAAGCUGUCAAGGGGUUAACGUUUCCUGCCUUGCUCUUUGUAAGCAUGAUUUAAAAAAGUAAUUGCCUUUUUUUUAAAAGGAGAAGAAAAAAAUGCCGCAAAGAUGAAAUGAUGCUACGAAAUGGUACAAUCGAAACUAAGCAAGAAAUUUCACAAGCAAAACCGAACGGAGGGUGUUUUGCUGUCCUUACUAGAAUAUUCUAAUACAUCAAGGCAGUUGCUUGUGUUUAACUGUGAACAAAUAAAAAAAAAACAUAUUGUUUUUCAUUCA
This is a messenger RNA of Python bivittatus (Burmese python), 6681 nucleotides long. It is a transcript of the gene TSC1, whose product is annotated as TSC complex subunit 1. Gene Ontology annotation, biological process: regulation of cell cycle; negative regulation of cell population proliferation; negative regulation of TOR signaling. Gene Ontology annotation, cellular component: TSC1-TSC2 complex. Lineage: Eukaryota; Metazoa; Chordata; Lepidosauria; Squamata; Pythonidae. The record is from RefSeq and is a predicted model, not a curated record.